UUCCGUCGGUGUGUAACCGCCCACAGCACCCAGAGCUCUGCGGCACCCUGCGCUCUCGCCUUCUAGUUUGUUUACCUUCUUUAAAAAACAGUUGUUGUUGUCUGUCGACAGGCAUUGCCAUUUAACCCGAUACGAGAACGUCUGUGUACAUCCACCACCAUUGACGUCGUGGCCCUCCCCAUCUCCUCAACACCCUCAUUAUGGCCUUCUCCGGCACCCGUCUCAGUUUAAGUUAUAUUAGUCGCCAUAUCUGGGGUUUACAGGCGUCCUUACCGGUAGUGGGCUACAAGAGCGCUGUAAGUUUGGGCAAGAUUUACCCCUCAAGUGACCUCUGCAUUACUACUUUACAAACGCCUCCAAAGACUGAAGGCCUCAACUUUUCUGGUUAUGUGCCAAUGGAUAGAGUGCAGGUAUCAUAUUCUCGCAGCAGUGGACCAGGUGGACAAAAUGUCAACAAAAUUAAUACCAAAGUUGACCUGCGAUUUCAUGUGACAACAGCUGAUUGGCUCUCACAGGAGCUGAAAGAAAGAAUUGCUGAAAAGUACAAGAGCCGUGUAACUGUUGAUGGAUAUUUAGUCAUACGAUCAGAUAAGACCCGAUCACAGCAGCUGAACUUGGCUGAUGCAAUGGACAAACUGCGGCAUAUGAUACAUACAGCAGCUCAUGUUCAAAAAAUCCCACCUGCAGAAGCUGAGGAAAGAGCUCGUAGAAGGCACGAAGCAUCAGUUCGGGAGCGAUUGCGCUAUAAGAAAGCCCACUCUCUUAUCAAGCAAGGAAGGCAGAACAAUGAGUGUGACUGAUGAGUUGUGUCGACCACUGUCCUCAAAGACAGUAUUGGUGUACCUUCAACUGUCAUCAGAUUAAGCAGUUCCAGGAAUGUACUGCAUUAUCUUUCACUGUAUAUUUGUAUAGUUACAUUAAUAAUGUAUAUCAGUAUUUGUGGAUACUUGUAUCUAUUUCACUAAUCACAUUGAUAGAAUACAAAAAUUGAAAGACAAUACUGCAAUCAUCCUAAAAUAUUCAUGUUGAAUGUCUUUGAUAAAUAGGCUGCAAUAAUCAUAAUGUUUAUCAAGUUAAUAAUCAUGCUAAAUACUGUACAGCCAUUUUUAAUUAUUUGUAAUAAAUAAUUAAAUUCA
Messenger RNA from Procambarus clarkii (red swamp crayfish), 1136 nucleotides. Its product is annotated as large ribosomal subunit protein mL62. NCBI's taxonomy places the organism in Eukaryota, Metazoa, Arthropoda, Malacostraca, Decapoda, Cambaridae. The record is from RefSeq and is a predicted model, not a curated record. Gene Ontology annotation, cellular component: mitochondrial large ribosomal subunit. Gene Ontology annotation, molecular function: translation release factor activity, codon nonspecific; peptidyl-tRNA hydrolase activity. Gene Ontology annotation, biological process: mitochondrial translational termination.